Pimephales promelas (fathead minnow) is the source of this 3340-nucleotide messenger RNA. RefSeq names its product ADAM metallopeptidase domain 15 (gene adam15). NCBI's taxonomy places the organism in Eukaryota, Metazoa, Chordata, Actinopteri, Cypriniformes, Leuciscidae. Gene Ontology annotation, biological process: proteolysis; integrin-mediated signaling pathway; innate immune response. Gene Ontology annotation, molecular function: integrin binding; metalloendopeptidase activity. The record is from RefSeq and is a predicted model, not a curated record.
UAUACUGCCUCAGUUUAACACGGGUGGACAAGCGGACGGAGUCGGACUGCGCACUAUGCGAUCCUAGAAAGCUUAUUCUACACGGUUACAAACGAUUCUGAUGAUCUCAAAAACGAUACGAGCAAACUAGAGAAGCCAUUAUUAUUGCUAGGACAGAACUGAUGUUUUCAGGAGAAUUUCGGCUGCCCCUGACAGAACCCACACUGGGCCGGGAACACGCUUUGCGAACGGACUGCAGUUCGGUGUCCAGCAGGUGAAUGGCGAGGUGCUCGUUCACGUGUGACGGAUCCUCUGUCUGCUGGCCGUCUUAACGUGAUUAGCGUGCUGUUUUUAAGAUCUGUGCCGAUCUGCUUCUCCACUUGAAUUCAGAGAAGAGACCACUCAGUGCGUCACUGGACCAUGAAGCAUCACCUUCAGUUGUUGAGAUGUUUUUGGCGAACUCUCUUCACUCUUAUUCUUUUUGAAGGCACAUCCUUCGUGAUGUUUAGAGGGUCUCUAGCUCUGACCCUAAACAGAGAUGACAGCAGUUUAACACUGCAGCAGGACGCACGGAUAACUCACUCCUCUCACAGUGUCACAAGUCAGAGAGAGCUAAAGCCUCUAGUGAAGACAAGGCCAUUUGCUGUGGUGGAUGGAGUUAGGAGAAGCCUGAGUGAAGUUUUACAGAAUGGUCACCCUGACAGAUUGCAGUGUGGUUUACAAGUGGGAAGCAGCUUGUAUAUCCUAGACCUGGAAAAAAACCAAGAUCUUUUGCCAAAGCCGCCUAAUGUGUUCUACUAUUUGCCAAAUGGAACUGGGGUAUCCAUGAAGGAGAACCUAGUGACACAUUGUUACUAUCACGGUUCAGUGCAAGGUUUCCCUCAGUCCCGCGUGGCUCUCAGCUCCUGCUCUGGGUUACGGGGAUUAAUAGUCAUUAACGCCACACUGAGCUUUGAGCUAUAUCCUGAGGAAGAAGAGCAUGGAAAAGAUGAGGAAGGGAGUGGAGAAAUGGAAAGAUGGCUACACAUGAUCUACCCGACAAACUUGCAAACAUUUGAGUCUAGAGACUGUGGAGUGUCACACACCUCUAUUCCUCCCAUUCAGAUCAUCCCCCACACACACAGGAGUAAGAGAGACAUUCUUUCAGAGACCAAAUAUAUUGAGCUGGUGCUGGUGGCGGAUCAUAAGGAGUAUAUGAAUUAUCAGAAGAAUAAUAAAACCAUGAUUUACCGCAUGUUGGAUGUGGCAAACCAAGUAGACUGGUUCUACAGGCCGCUGAAUGUACGUGUGGCUCUGGUGGGUUUGGAGAUCUGGAGUGACCAGGACAAGAUUCAAGUGGAUAAAAGUCCCACUGAAACCCUGAACCGCUUCCUGGAUUGGAGGACCAAGGAUCUACUUCCACGACUGAGGCAUGACAACGCACAGCUGAUCAUGGGUGAGCCAUUUGAUGGGACGACAGUCGGCAUGGCGUCUCAGUCCUCGAUGUGCUCAAAGGAUCGGUCAGGAGGAGUGAAUGUGGAUCACCUUGUGAGUGUGUUAGGUGUGGCAUCAACGGUGGCUCAUGAGUUGGGUCACAACCUGGGAAUGAGUCACGACACGGCCGACAGGCGCUGCCAGUGCCAGAACGAGCCUCGGCUUGGGGGCUGCAUCAUGGAGCCCUCCACUGGGUUUAUGCCCGGUCAGCUCUUUAGCAGCUGCAGCGAACGGGAUCUCUCUCUCAGUCUACUGCACGGUGGCGGUAUGUGUCUGUUUAAUGUGCCUCAGCCAGAGAGCCUUCUGGGAGGUCCACGCUGCGGGAACCUGUAUGUGGAGAAAGGAGAGGAGUGUGACUGCGGCCUGCUGGAUGAAUGUAAUGAUCCUUGCUGCAAUGCCAGCACGUGUAAACUGGUUCCUGGGGCCCAGUGCUCUUCUGAUGGCAUCUGCUGUGAGAACUGCAAGUUGCGUGUGGCCGGGUCGGUGUGUCGAGAGCCGUUGGGAGAGUGUGAUUUACCAGAGUACUGCACCGGCACUUCCCCCUACUGUCCUCCCAAUGUGUUUCUUCAGAAUGGAGAGUCAUGCAAGGACGGUUCCUCCUACUGCUACAGCGGCGUGUGUGCCAGCCUAGACGACCAGUGCCAAAUGCUUUGGGGACCGAACUCCACCCACGCUCCACCUAUCUGCUUCUCAUCUGUGAAUAAGCAGGGCAAUAAGUACGGAAACUGUGGCCAGAUGCCCAACGGAUCCUAUAUCCCCUGUUUGAAAGGGGAUGUGCACUGUGGUAGGAUCCAGUGUCAGGGUGGAAGUGAACGUCCCCUGUUGGGCUCCAACGCUGAGAUUCUGACCACAACGGUCAUAUUGAACCAGAGUGAUUUUACCUGCCGGGGGACCUAUUUUAAUCUGGGUGAUGAUGUUUCUGACCCAGCCAUGGUGUCCCAGGGGACGGCCUGUGGGCCCAACAAGGCAUGUGUGGACCAACGAUGCAGGGACGUGUCCAUGUUUGGUGUUGAAGAAUGUCGAAGGAACUGCAAUGGUCACGGGGUGUGUAACAGUAAUAAGAAUUGUCACUGUGCUGAGGGCUGGGCUCCUCCUGACUGCAGAUAUUCUGGAACCGGAGGCAGUGUGGACAGCGGCCCUGCUCGAGAACCCAGAGAUUCAGAUCCUGCGCGGGUGGCUCUUUUGGUCAUUUUCCUGUUUGUGUUGCCGGUCUCACUGCUGUUUGUCGCACUCCGCUUCCCCCGCUGUCGACGAGGCCUUGUUUACCUCGGCCACACCCCCUUCAGCAAGACCCGACAGAGCCGAACUCCUGCCAUGGAGUUAGCUAAUGCUCGAAAUGGAGAUCAGGUGCAACCGCUCAGGUACCAGUGGCCCCUCCAGAGCGACAUCCCUCUCACCCAGGCUAUCAGUAAGGUCCAGCACAGACCUGCUCCUCCAACUAAACCUCUUCCACCUGAUCCUGUCUCUAAACCCGCUCAGUUGGCAGGGCAUUGGCCUGCCCCUCCCACCAAACCCCUCCCUCCUGACCCUGCCCCCUCAGAGAGCAAGAUGCAGUGCAAGCCCACAGGAACUCGACCGGCUGCACCAAGCAAGCCCCUCCCUCCUGACCCUGUCCUCUCUACCCGACAGAACCCUGUUCCUCCCAAACCUCCGGUUCCCAAGAAACCACUGCCUGUGGAUCCUUCACCCCACCCACCUCCAUCCCCACGGCUGGGACAUUCAGAAUCGGCUGCUGCUCCUGCCAGACCUGCUCCUCAUCCACCUUUACGGAGACAGCAGUAUCGUGGGAAACCCCAUGCUCCUCACCCAGUAUAGUCAGGAAGGAAACACUGGGCUGGCUGCAAAUUUCUGGACUGCAGUUCUGAACUUUUUUUCUCAGUAUUUUGUC